GUGGACAUGAAGAGACUUUGUUGCAUCUUGUUCAUGAUGGUCAUUGAAUGUUUUGCUGGUGAACUAGUAUACACAGACUGCAACAAGAACCAGCACGUGCUGCAUGUCAGUUCUGCGAGCUUGAGCCCAUACCCGCCAAAAGUACCUGGUAACCUGACAGUUUCCGGUCAACUUGAACUUGGCAAAAAUAUAUCCGGUAACAUUCAACUUGACGUCAGCAUUCAUAAGAAGGAACUUUUUCUCUGGAUCCGUGUCCCUUGUGUAUCUAACGUUGGAAGUUGCACGUAUGAUUUCUGCAGCUUGUUGGCUUCAAAUUUCGUUAGCAACGGGAAAGCAUCAUGUCCUCCUGAUCUGACAGCACAGAAAUUCUCCUGCACAUGCCCAAUACAAACUGGAACAUACACGCUUAAACCAGUCGUAAUACAAAUUCCAAAAAUAUCAAGCAUAGUUUCCGAUCUGAUAUCGGGAGACUACAAAGUUGUUGCAAAACUUGUAAACAAAGAUACAGGAGAACAGAUAGGAUGUUACCAUGUUGAAAUAACUUUAGAUCAUUCCUGUUCAGGCUUUGGAUGUAUUCUUGGAUAAUUUACUGCUAUCAACUGAAUCAAUAUGUUUAUCUUAUUGUUUAAUGAAUCUAAAUAUAGAUAAU
Messenger RNA from Mytilus californianus (California mussel), 649 nucleotides. RefSeq names its product ganglioside GM2 activator-like. Gene Ontology annotation, cellular component: cytoplasmic side of plasma membrane. The transcript has 4 exons. The coding region runs from base 7 to 585 and encodes 192 amino acids. Gene Ontology annotation, biological process: lipid transport; ganglioside catabolic process. Gene Ontology annotation, molecular function: lipid carrier activity; enzyme activator activity. Lineage: Eukaryota; Metazoa; Mollusca; Bivalvia; Mytilida; Mytilidae. The record is from RefSeq and is a predicted model, not a curated record.